Messenger RNA from Pseudomassariella vexata, 3210 nucleotides. RefSeq lists its product as uncharacterized. The transcript has 4 exons. Gene Ontology annotation, biological process: Okazaki fragment processing involved in mitotic DNA replication; lagging strand elongation; DNA biosynthetic process. The record is from RefSeq and is a predicted model, not a curated record. Gene Ontology annotation, molecular function: DNA binding; ATP binding; DNA ligase (ATP) activity. Bases 214 to 3057 code for a protein of 947 amino acids. Lineage: Eukaryota; Fungi; Ascomycota; Sordariomycetes; Amphisphaeriales; Pseudomassariaceae. Gene Ontology annotation, cellular component: nucleus; mitochondrion.
AUUGGAAAGUCGCGACCUUCUGCCUGGACAAGGUUCCACUUGAAAUCCCAUAUACAUUGUAUGCAAGGCAGCCGCGGCGCAGUUGAUCAGACAGCUCAACAGACUUGAACUUCUUCUCGAGUCCAACUUCCUCAACUCCUCACUGUGGCUUCUCAUCGUUGCCUUGCCCUCGUCGCCACGAGUACAGCCCGCAGACUGCUCACCACCGUCACCAUGGCACCCAAGCAGGCCACGUUGGGGUAUGUAAAGUCUUCGCAGACCACCUUAGGCAAGUUCUUCGGCAAGCCGAAUGGUGCGAAGGCCGCCCCUCAGCAAUCCAAGUUGUCGUUCGCAACGAAAGCCGCCAAGAAGCCCAAGGAUGAGCCAGAGGAAGACACAUCUGCCAAUAAAAAGGAUGAAAAGGACUCUCCGAAGCCAAAGAGGGAAGCUGUCAACGAUGGAAAGGAGAAUGCAGAGCCCGCUGAGACCAAGAAGCGCUCUCGCACAGGCCUGUCCCCGAAAGCCAAGCCAACGAAAGAAAUUGUUGACGACGCAAAGGAGAAUACAGAGCUCGUAGAUACCAAGCCAACGAAAGAAAUUGUCGACGAUGCAGAGGAGAAUGCAAAGCCCGUAGAGACCAAGAAGCGUUCCCGCACGGGUGUGUCCUCAAAAGCCAAGCCAAAGCCGACACCUGUGAAAGCUGAACCUAUUGAUAUUGAUGAAGAUGAAGAAGAGGCCCCCGUAUCGAAACGAGCUCGAAGAGUUCGCCGGACAAUUGAAGAGGACGAAGAUGAUGACGAGGUCAUGGCAGACGCCGAGCCGAUCCAACCUAGCAAAGAGGUGAGCGCCAGCAAGAAGGCGGCACCGAAGAAUACAUCGACUGUUUCCAGCGCAAAGACCAAGAAGGAGCCCAAAACAAAGAAAGUCGAGAAAAAAGUUAAAGAAGAAACCGCAUCGGAGUCUGCGUCGGAAGUCGAGGACGUAGAAGACGAAGAAGACGAGAAACCUGAAGUCGCAGCAAAGGUUCGACAAAAGGUCCAGACCAAACUCAAGGCCAAGGCGGAAGACCCCUAUCCAGACUGGGAACAGGGCGCAGAAGUGCCGUAUGCUGCUCUCUGCACGACUUUCUCGCUUAUUGAGAUGACUUCAAAGCGAUUGGAAAUCACCGAGCACUGUUCUCUCUUCCUACGCCAAAUCCUGCGUCUUACUCCCGAUGACCUCCUCCCUACAAUUCUCCUCAUGAUCAACAAGCUUGCACCGGACUAUGCCGGCAUUGAACUAGGCAUUGGCGAGUCUCUCAUAAUGAAGGCUAUUGGGGAGACGACCGGCCGCAGUUUGCAAGUCAUCAAGGGAGACCAGAAGGAGAUUGGCGAUCUGGGCCUCGUCGCCGUGAAGAGCAGAUCCAAGCAAGGUACCAUGUUCAAGCCGAAGGCUCUCACUGUCAGGGGAGUACACAAGGGUUUGAUGGACAUUGCUACCGUGAGUGGUAAUGGCGCACAAGGACGAAAGGUCGAUGGCAUUAAGAAGCUUCUCGCCUCGGCUGACGUCCAUUCUGCUGGCAAGGCGGACAUUAAUAAAGAUAAGGGCGGACCGAGCGAAGCCAAGUUCAUUGUACGUUUCCUCGAGGGCAAACUCCGGCUAGGUCUUGCAGAGAAGACGGUUCUGGUGUCGAUAGCUCAGGCCAUGAUCAUUCACGAGAUAGAGAAGAAGGGCCAAGUCCCUGAUACGACAGACAUGGAGAAGGCUGAAUCUAUGUUGAAGACGGUCUACAGUGAACUUCCCAGCUGGGAUGCCAUCGUUCCUGCUAUGCUCAAGAACGGCAUCAUGAAGCUGAACGAGAGCUGCAAACUCCAGCCUGGCGUACCACUUAAGCCCAUGCUUGCCAAGCCCACCAAGGCUAUUACAGAGGUCCUAGACCGGUUUGAGAACCAGGCUUUCACCUGCGAGUACAAGUACGACGGUGAGAGAGCGCAAAUCCACUAUGUGGCCAAGGACCACGCCAAUAAGUACAUCGAUGGUGUACCCGAUGCGGCCAAGGAGGCAGCGAAGGGCGUUGCAUCAAUCUUCUCGAGAAACUCUGAAGAUCUAUCCAAGAAAUAUCCUGAUAUUCUUUCCAAACUACACACUUGGGUCAAAGACGACACGAAGAGUUUCGUCCUUGAUUGCGAGACGGUGGCCUGGGAUGUGGAAGAGAAGAAGGUGCUGCCCUUCCAACAGCUCAUGACGAGGAAGAAGAAGGAUGUUAAGAUUGAAGACGUCAAGGUCAAGGUCUGCGUCUUUGCCUUCGAUCUGCUCUUCUUCAACGGCGAGGCUAUCGUGAAGAAGUCGCUGCGAGAGCGUCGCGAGUUGCUGCACAAGGCGUUCACUCCUGUUGAGGGUGAGUUCACCUUCGCUACGCAUAUGGACGGCCAAGAGCUCGAGGAGAUCCAGGUUUUCCUCGAUGAAAGUGUCAAGGCAUCCUGCGAAGGUCUCAUGGUCAAGAUGUUGGAUGGGUCUGAGAGUGGAUAUGAGCCCAGCAAACGAAGUCGCAAUUGGCUCAAAAUCAAGAAGGACUAUCUUUCUGGAGUCGGCGAUUCCCUUGAUCUUGUGGUUCUCGGUGCCUACUAUGGCAAGGGCAAGCGUACUUCGGUCUACGGUGCCUUCGUGCUGGCAUGCUAUAAUUCCAAUACCGAGACCUAUGAGACCGUCUGCAACAUUGGCACAGGCUUUUCGGAGCAAGUACUUGAAGAACUUCACACGGUGCUCUCUGAGACUGUUAUUGACCGCCCCAAGCCUUUCUACUCCCAUUCAGCAGGCGGGCAGCACCAGCCAGACGUAUGGUUCGAGCCUCGUUACGUCUGGGAGGUCAAGACGGCCGAUUUAACUCUGAGCCCCCGUUACAAGGCCGGCUGCCAGGAGGGUGUGGAUCCUAGUGGCCAGAAAGGUAUCAGUUUGAGAUUCCCCCGAUUCAUCAAGAUCAGAGAUGACAAGAAGCCUGAUGAGGCAACCAGCAGCCGACAGGUGGCGGAGAUGUACCGCAAGCAGGAGAGCGUGGCCAAGAAUAAGGGGCCAAGCGUUGAUGAUGAUUUCGAGUACUAGGACGGACAUAGGACUGCGCAGAACGGUUGAAGGGCGUCGGGAUGCGUAUAAGAGUGGAUGUGGGCUUACGUCUGCUGGCUGCUAUAGCGUAUGGCUGUAAUUACUUAAUAUAUAAACAUGCACAUAGGCGGCGGCUGUAACAAUGAAACAUCC